UGACAGGAGUGACAGUUUCGAAAAAAAGAAAGAAGAAAAGUAAAGUAUACUAAAAACAAUCCUGGAAGGAACGGAAAAGCUAUGUCCCUAUUACAAAUCGGUGAUCAGCUGUGUCGCAUUUGCUCUAAAAGCUCUACAAAAAUCGUUAUCCUCAAUGAAAUUGUGAAUGGGAGAUCACUGACUGAAAUGCUAAUUUAUUGUGCCACGAUAGAGGUUUUUGAAGGCGAUGACCUACCAUUCCAAUGUUGUGUAGAUUGCAAGUUCGAUCUAAUUGUAGCGUAUAAUUUGGUGGUACGUUGCAAGGAAUCUGAUGCUUUCUUUCGAAGUCAGCUUACCGAUAGAAAAGAUGCUAUACCACUACUAUCGUAUGGAUCUAACAAUGCGACAAAUGUCAACCAAUUGAAAACGGAAUUCAAGAAGGAAAAUGAAUGUGUAUUUGCAGAACCGAUAUGCGAUCUGUAUGUAUCAACCGAUGAACAACCGAACAUUUUACUGCGUAAUGAAAGCGAAGGUUUUAAUAGCGAUCAUGACGCUAACAAUGAUGAUAAAGUCGGCGGGGGAUUGCAAGAGGAUGAUAGUGAAAAAAAUCUAGAAAGCAAUGUGGAUGACAGCGAUGCUGACGAAAUAGUAUACCAGACAAAGCGAAGUAGGUAUGCGAAAGAAGAAUCCUCUUCUUCCCCCAAACGAUGUUGCAAAUGUAAGACGCGGUUGAAAAAUAAAGAACAAGUUGAGCAACAUUCUAAAAUACAUAUAGAAUCAAGAAUUUUCGACGAGCAAAUAACUGCAGCUAGACCGUUUGAAUGCUUGGUUUGCUUUAAUCGGUAUACCAAGAAGAGAGCCCUACUCCGUCAUCAACGAGAAAUGUACAUCGUAAAACAAUUUCAAUGCGAUCAAUGUGGCAAAGAAUUCCUCACAGAAUCUCAACUAGCGGAUCACAAAGAAUCUCAUGAUAAAGAUAGCAGUGGCAGAAAGAAACAACUCACAAAAUGCUGUGCUUGUCCCCAACAGUUCGAGUCCGAAGAAUUGCUGAGAAAACAUGCUGACGAAAUCCAUCUUCUAGAAAGUCAAUCUUCAACAAACGAUAUUGAAAAAAAAUUCAUUUGUGACAUCUGCCACCGCAGGUACAAAACUAAACGGACAUUGUUAGAACACAAAACCAGACCAUACCUUAAGGAGCAAAACAUGUGUACUCAAUGUGGUAAAAUGUUUCGUGAAAAACGCUUCCUCAUUGAUCAUGAACGUUGUCACCAAGGUGAUCGUCCAUUGGUAUGUCCGGUUUGCUCGAAAACAUUUGCUAUAAAGGACUCGUACAGAAAACAUGUGAAGUCGCAUUCGAUUGAAAAGGAUCGUUUCAAAUGUGAAAUUUGUAGCAAAGGGUUCAUGACCAAGAUGAACCUAAAAAGUCACUAUAUUACGCAUAGGACGGAUUAUCGACCGAUGAGCUGCAGUUUCUGUUCGGCGUCAUUCGCACGAAAGGCAACUCUCAAACUCCAUAUGAGGUUGCAUACUGGCGAAAAACCACACAAGUGCAAUAUGUGUGAUGCAAGCUUUGCAUGUCCGGGCAAUCUUAAAAAGCACAUUAUGGCACACAAGGGCAUUAAACCGUACAUCUGCAAUGUAUGCGAGAGGGGAUACCCACGACAAGACUAUCUGCGUAAACAUAUGAUAUCGCAUAUCGCAAGUCAUGCUGGUGUUCCGGCAGUGUGGGCCGAAGGUGAUGAAAAGGCGCGAGCAACGAUUUUGCUGCUUCUGGAAGAUAACCAGUUUGGUGUUAUUCGAGCCGCGAAGACAGCGAAGGAAGCGUGGGCAGCGUUGGCCAAACAUCAUCAGAAGGUCACCCUAUCGACGAGAGUUUCUUUGUUGAAACGGAUGUGUGAGACCCGCUACACGGAAGGAGAAGAUAUGGAAGAUUAUCUAUCGAAAAUGGAAAACCUGUACACAAGGCUGUGUAGUGCUGGAAAGGACCUGGGAGAAGACACCAUGGUUGCUUUCAUCUUGCGGGGACUCCCGAAAUCGUUCGACGCAUUGACUACAGUUCUGGAGACGCGUGCGGAUGAUGCUCUGACACUGAACUUAAUCCGAGAAAAGUUGCUGGACGAGCAGAAUAAGCCCAAUCGCGAUGUAAAAGGUGAGUCGGCGUUGAAAUCGGUUAAACGGAAAACGAUAAAGUGCCAUUUUUGCAAAAAGCCUGGGCACAAACAACGCGACUGUAGGUUGCAGAAGGAACAAGCUGCACCGAAGAAGCAAAAUGCGAAUGCUGCUCAGGACGGGUGUUCCGGGAACAUGUUUGCGUUGACCGUUGGAUGCUCUGCAAAUGACUGGAUCAUCGAUUCCGGUGCAAGUUCACACAUGACAUCGAAUAAGGAUUUCUUCGAUGGUUUGAAGCCAGCUGAGGGUAAGGUUCAACUAGCUGAUGGUCGUGUCGUAGCUGUUGCUGCUGCUGGUAAUGGUGUGAUUAAGUGUACGGACGAUUCGGGAAACAUAAAUCAAAUUCGUCUCGUUCAUGUGUUGUAUGUCCCGAAGCUAUCAGCCAGUCUUAUGUCAGUGCAUACUAUGACCACAAGAAAAGCGAAAAUACAAUUUGACGAAUAUACGUGCAAAAUUACUGUUGGUGGGAAAAUAAUUGCAACCGCAACGAAACAUAGGGGACUGUACCUUCUGAACAAAGUUGAGCAAGAAAUCACCUCGAAGGCAACCGUAUCUCAUACGCGAGAAUGUCAACAUACGUGGCAUCGACGAUUUGGACAUCGCGAUCCGGAUGCAUUGGAAGUACUCAUGAAGAAGAAUCUUGUUACGGGCAUGAAGAUCGCCGACUGCGGAGUACUUGAAGGGUGCGAAUGCUGUUUAAAAGGAAAGCAGGCUCGAACUCCCUUCCCCAAGACCUCCGAGAAGAAGACUAAUGCGCCUCUGGACCUCGUACUGUCGGAUGUGUACGGACCGUUGGAAGUGUCCUCGCGCAUCAGGUCUGACAGGGGAGGGGAGUACUCGAGUGAAGCGUUGCUAGCUUUUUAUCGUGAAAAGGGAAUUCAUCCCGAGUUUACCGCCGGUUAUUCACCACAGCAGAACGGAGUGGCCGAACGACGUAAUCGAUACAUAAUUGAAAUGUGCCGAUGUAUGUUAAUUGACGCCAGGAUGCCAGCGAGACUUUGGGCCGAAGCUGCUGCUACGACGGUAUAUCUUCAAAACUAUUUACCUUCGAGAGCUGUGAAUUCGACGCCAUACGAGCAUUGGUGGGGACGCAAGCCGGACGUUUCACACUUGAGAGUGUUUGGCUGCAAGGCGUUCGUCCAUGUGCCAAAGGAGAAACGGAGAAAGCUAGACGAUAAGGGAAAUGAGAUGACAUUUGUGGGCUAUUCCAGCAACCAUAAAGCCUACAGAUUCAUUGAUAUCACUACAAAUAAACUGGUCAUUAGUCGUGACGUCCGUUUCGUUGAGGAGGAGGUAGUCCACCCUGGACAGGACCUAUUGAAUCCGGAGCAAGUUGAAUCAGUUGACGAAAUUCUCCAGUCGUUGGCUCCGAUAAAAGUUGUGAACCGUGAUAUUCAUCAGGAAAAUGUCAUUGAAGGAAUUACAAAUCCUGUACGUGAUGAAACAGGUGAUACCCCUGAUGACAUCUCAGAUGACGAGACCGACGAGUUUGACACUUGUGAUGAGGAAAUCGAACUAAGGAGAUCUGAUCGUUCAACCAAAGGCAUCCCACCAAUACGAUACGAAGAUGCAAGUAAUCUGGCGUACGGUAGUGAACCAAGAUCCUACGAAGAAGCGAUAAAUGGAGCAGAACGUGCAUCCUGGACCGCAGCGAUGAAGGAGGAGCUCCAAAGUCAUCAGAGAAAUUCCACGUGGACAAUCGGCCCUCUCCCGAAAGAAAGAAAAGCGGUCGGCUCUAAAUGGUUGUACAAGCGUAAGUUGGACGAGCAUGGCAACUUUAUACGAUACAAGGCGCGACUGGUCGCUCAAGGCUUUAGUCAGAAGUAUGGCACUGACUUCGACCAGGUGUUUGCUCCUGUGGCGAAACAGGUUACUUUCCGUUUUUUGUUAACCAUUGUAACUCGUCGUCAACUUUUGGUUAAACAUGUUGAUAUUAAAACGGCUUAUUUAUAUGGAAAACUUUCCGAGACCGUUUAUAUGCGCCAACCUAGAGGUUACGAAACUGGAGGUAUGAACGAAGUAUGUCACUUGAAGAAGAGCCUCUAUGGCUUAAAACAAUCUGGAAGAAUUUGGAACAAGACGAUUGACGACUGUUUCAAGAAGUUGGGAUUUGUGCAAUCAAUCGCUGACGCGUGUUUGUACGUAAAGACCAAGGAUAACAAGCAUUAUUUUAUCCAUUUGUAUGUUGAUGACAUGCUGAUAGUUUGCGAAUCUGAGGCAGAAUACGAAGCAAUAUUAGGAGCGUUGUCUAAGCAAUUUAAUACCACGCCCCUUGGCGAUGUCCGACAAUAUUUGGGCAUUCAGGUGGAUCGCACAAGCGAUGGACGUUGCCUGCUAAGUCAACAGUGCUAUAUAGAGAAACUGGCCUCUAGAUUCGGUUUGGAAAAAGCGAAACCAUCAUCCAUUCCAAUGGAACCAGGCUAUCUUCAAGCAAAGGAGGAGAACAAGCUGCCAAAUAAUGAUUCUUUUUCAAGUUUGGUUGGAGGUUUGCUUUACAUAGCGGUAAAUACGAGACCGGAUGUGGCAAUUAGUGUAUCCUUGCUUGGGAGAAAGGUGAGUUCUCCUGAUGCUGCUGAUUGGGCUGAAGCUAAACGUACGAUGCGGUAUCUGCUGGCAACGAAGAACUUUCAGCUGAACUUGGGCGACGCGAAAGGUGGUCUUAAAGCGUAUGCGGAUGCAGAUUGGGCAGGUGAUCGUCGGGAUUGUUGGCGCGUUCCUCAGCGCCAAGGCAGUGGACUGAUCUUGCUCUACGAGGACAAUCAAAGUGCCAUCCGGCAACUGGAAUCGGAGAAACUUGAACGACGUUCUAAGCACGUGGAUACGAAAUUCCAAUUCACCAAGGACCUGGUACAACGAGAAAGAGGAAUAGUAGAGAAUACCAAAAACAAUCCUGGAAGGAACGAAAAAGCUAUGUCCCUAUUACAAAUCGGUGAUCAGCUGUGUCGUAUCUGCUCUAAAAGCUCUACAAAAAUAAUUUCCCUCAAUGAAAUCGUAAAUGGGAGAACACUGACUGAAAUGCUAAUUUAUUGUGUCACGAUAGAGGUUUCUGAAGGCGAUGAUCUACCAUUUCAAUGUUGUAUAGAUUGCAAGUUCGAUCUUAUUGUAGCGUAUAAUUUUGUGAUACGUUGCAAGGAAUCUGAUGCUUUCUUUCGAAGUCAGCUUAUCGAUAGUAAAGAUGCUAUACCACUACUAUCGUAUGGAUCUAACAAUGCGACAAAUGUCAACCAAUUGAAAACGGAAUUCAAGAAGGAAAAUGAAUUUGUAUAUGCAGAACCGAUAUCAGAUUUCUAUGCACUAAACGAUGAACAAUCGAACAUGUUACUACGUGAGGAAAGUGAAGGUUUUAAUAACGAUGACGACGUCAACAACGAUGAUAAAAUCGGCGGGGGAUAUAUGCAAGAGGAUGAUAGAGAAGAUGAUAAUGAAACAAAUCUAGAAAGCAAUGUGGAUGACAGCGAUGCUGACGAAAUUGUAUACAAGAGAAAACGAAGUAGGUAUGCGAAAGGAAAAUCAUCGUCUUCUCCUAAACGAUGCUGCAAAUGUAAGAUGCGAUUGAAAAAUAUAGAGCAAGUUGAGCAACAUUCUAAAAAACAUAUAGAAUCAAGAAUUUUCGACGAGCAAAUAAUUGCAGCUAGACCGUUUGAAUGCUCGGUUUGCUUUAAACGGUUUACUACGAAGCGAUACCUAGUCCGUCAUCAACGAGAAAUGUACAUCGAGAAAAAAUUUAAAUGCGAGGAAUGUGAUAAAGAUUUUCUCUCAGAAUCUCAACUAGCGGACCACAAAGAAUCUCAUGAUAAAGAUAGCAGUGGCAGGAAGGAAAAGCUCACAAAAUGCUGUGCUUGUCACCAACAGUUCGAGUCCGAAGAAUUGUUGAGAAAACAUGCUGACGAAAUCCAUCUUCCGGAAAGUCAAACUUCGACAAUCGAUAUUGAAAAAAAAUUCAUUUGUGACAUCUGUCACCGCAGGUACAAAACUAAACGGACAUUGUUGGAUCACAAGUCAAAACCAUAUCGCAAUGAGCAAAACAUGUGUUCUCAAUGUGGAAAAGUAUUUCGUGAAAAACGCUUCCUCAUUGAUCACGAACGUUUGCACCGGGCAGAACGUACAUUGGUAUGUCCGAUUUGCUCGAAAACAUUCGCCAUAAAAGACUCGUACAGAAAGCAUGUGAAGUGGCACUCGAUUGAAAAGGAUCGAUUCAAAUGUGAAGUUUGUAACAAAGGAUUUAAGCUGAAAGAAGGCCUGAAACGUCACUGUAUUACACAUAAGCCGGAUUAUCGACCCAUAAGUUGCAGUCUGUGCCCAGCGACUUUCGCUCGAAACGUGUCUCUCAAAUACCACAUGAGGGUGCACACUGGCGAAAAACCAUUCAAGUGCAAUAUGUGUGAUGCAAGCUUUGCAUGUCCGAGCAAUCUCAAACAACACAUUAUGGCACACAAGGGCUUGAAACCAUACAUCUGCCACAUAUGCGGGAAGAGAUAUCCGAGACAGGACUAUCUGCGUAGACAUAUGGUAUCGCAUAAUGCAAACAAUUGAACAAAAAUUUCUACUAUCGUAUCAAUGAAGCGAUUUUCCAUCUUAUUUUUUACUUAGGACUACGUCUUUCAGGCAGGGUUAAUAACUAUUUUUACUGCAAACGAAUUCUGAGGAUUUGCAUACCAAUCGAAACGAAAAUUCUCUAUUAUUUUUUGAUAUGAUAUAAAUCACAAUUCCCUAAUCGCUUUUUUGAAUUUUUGGGAAGCUUAUGCCCUCAAAAAUGUUGUCCUAAAGGAUUUUUCGAUAUUUGAUUUCGUUGAGAAGCGUUUUCCUCGAAACCAUGUUUUUUCAGCUGGUGGUAUUGAUAUCUCAGGAUCUACACGACCUAUAUGGCAGAUUUUUUCAGUAUGUAAAAAUGAAUUAUCUAAAGCCAUUUUUUCAUAUCUCUUUUUUUUCGAUUUGUUUUUGAGCUUCUCAACAGCGAUUUUCCAUAAAAAAAUAGCACAUUUUUAACACAAAUGGCUGCCACAUGGAAAAGAUUGAUAGGAAAUAUUUCUACGCUGGACAAUUGUGGAAUUUCAAGCAUUAUCUAAACGCGCUAACUGCCACGUUUUGAUUGGCCCUAUUUGGGCUCCUCAAAUUGUGCCGAUCAAACGGAUGAACCACAAUAACAAACCAAUUGUCACGAUGCCUGAGGAAACUGGCAUCGCACAUAUUAGCAAGUUGGGGGCAAUUUCCGUUCCCCCAAAAAGCGUUCCCACGUUCACACAUACUUCAAAAGCAAUGUUUCUGCACCCAGAAAAACCCUUACGAAAAGAAGCUACCAAAUCUUUGGUAAUGCAAACAUUGGUAGAAUGUACAUAUUUUCUGUACAUAUUACUAAUCGUAUGUAGAAUGGGUGUCAUAUCAGUACCAACGAUUGGUACAUUUUACUACAUGGUGUUCGUAUCUUUAACGAUUGGCAAACACGAAAAGAAUGUAUUUGUUGAAAACAUUGUGUAGACAAAAUUUUGCGCUCGAAACCUUUGGCUCCAAUAUUGAUUCGAGAGAUUGCCAGAAGGAUGAAUCUUACUGAGAUCUUUCAAGUGGUCUAUACGGCUGGUGUUGUGUUGACGAAUUUACGCAAAGCUGAAUCAGCUCAUGCGACACCUACAUUAGAGCUCAGAACUACAAAAGUGAGGGUGUUUGUUUAUUUUACGCACUGAAAAGCGCGAUUCGGUCGUAAUUAUUAAUUUUAGUCACUAAAUGUCGUCAGUAUAUGGUUAGAAAAUUAUUGUUUUGUAUAUUGCCGAUGGUUUCAGCAAGCGAUUUUACCAAAGUCAUAGAUAAUCUUCGGAAAAUUUAGGUUUGAUGAUGCAUACCGGUUAUUGAUACUAUGGAUAAUUGCGAUGAAAUCGAUAUCAUAUCAAAUUGGCUGAUAUCAUUGAUUAUGUAGGGGCCGAUACGAGAAGGAUUUGUAGUAUUUUUAGCGCAAAACACCUUAUUCGUCGUUUACUUAGUUGAAAAAAAUUAAAGUUACAAUACUUAUAACAAGCCAUUCCUCGUAAUAUACGUAGCACAUUGAAAAAAUGAUGAUUUUCUUACCUUUUCAGCGUGGAAAGUAUACAUGGAACCGAAAAAUUUGAAGAUAAAUUCUGAUUUUUCUAAAAAAUUUGAACGAAGUUCAUACCAAAAAAACAAAACAUCCUCAUUUUACUCGCUGCGCCAUCUGGUUGUAAAUCCAACGUAAAUUCGUCAAUUGGCGAUCUAACGCAAAACGUAAACGAUCGGUGAGACAUCUGGAUUCUGUUUUUGAACUAAGAAAAUGAUGAUAAGGUAACCUAAAAUUGAAAAACAAAUCACGUAUGUUUUACUUCCGGACUUUCCAAGAUAGUUCUCACAUGAAAGAACCAUGCAUUUUUCUACUUGUUUUUGAUGGUGCUCUCGAAUUUCCGUCUUUGAUUCAACCAUUGUCAAUAUUUAUACAAUUUUCACUACUGAAAGAGAUAAGAAAAUAACAUGUUAUAUAUAAAAAUGCGCAGAAUUAAAUUUCUUAAAAACUCAUCGCAAUCAACUAAUCUUUAAUAAGCUCACAUGGCAAAAUUUAAAACCAUCAUCACUUUCACCGCAGCGCUGCCUAGGUGUAGAUUGGUACGUUAGAUCGCCAAUAGAUCUUCCUCAAGGCGCCUAGAAGUAUAUACUAAGGUGGGCCAACUUGCUAAAACCAAGGCGCCUAGAAGUAUAUUCUAAGGUGGGCCCACUUGCUAAAUCCACUCUUCAGCCAUCUUGGAAGUCUACUGUGUUUUGUUUGUAAACAACACACAAUACGCUGGUGCCGAAGCUCGCUCGUGAUCAGUCUGUCUCUUUCACGCUACAAGCAAGUAAUUCCCCUUCUGCUUUCUUCCGUACUGUUUUCAUAUACCGCUCCCCUAACCAACUUAGUGACGAAACGGCCUCACCUAGUACCAUAGACCCGUCUUGGCUAAAACCACUCUUCAGCCAUCUUGGAAGUCUACUGUGUUUUGUUUGUAAACAAAACAAAACGCUAUCGCCGAAGGUCGCUCGUGAUCAGUCUGUCUCUUUCACGCUACAAGCAAAUAAUUCCCCUUCUACUUUCUUCCGUGCUGUUUUCAUAUACCGCUCCCCUAACCAACUUAGUGACGAAACGGCCUCACCUAGUACCAUAGACCCGUCUUGAUCUCCCUAAUGUAAACACAAAGUACGUAGAAUAAGAAGGUGGUCUACUCCCUGCUUUGUUGAAGUAAUGGUAGGCAAAGAAAAAUAGCAAAAAAUAGUAAUAAACCAUCGAUCAAAUCCAAAAAGAUUUAAAUAUUUUUUUAUUUUUUAAAUUAUAACACAAAAACUGUCUCAAAAUAUGUUUCGAAAUGAUGAAAUAGCAGUUUACUUAAUUAUUUUGAAAUUUAAAACAAUAAAAUUAUCGCAUCUGUACUAUAAAAUAUUGCAAAACCGAUAAAUAAAUGUGUAGAGGCGUUAUAUCGAAGCAGUGUCGUUCCCGUCCCCGAUUCAUGGAGCGAAUGCAUGGGAUAGCUGAAAACAUCCCCGAUUAGUUUAUCUCAUUCAAAAUUAUUCUGUUCCGGCAUCGCGGGACGUGGUACUUCAACAUUUUACUGAAGUAAACAAAAACCGUUCAGUAUAAAGAUGGCAAAAGAGUUCACUUUGAUGAACGGUUCAGUCACUAACCGUUCAUCUAAGUGAAUCAGUUCUUUUGAACCGUUCUUUCGCUCUUUCGUUCAGCGGUAUUAAGAACAACAUAGAAUGUUAGCUGCAACCCAACAUCAAUAGACAGCUAUUCAUUGAUAUCGUUGGAUUGGAAAUUGUACGUAUGGAAUUUAUAUUUUUGUAAUUUAGUCCUUCUUCAAAAGUCGCAAACUGUAUGUGAAAAUAUGUUUAUCGGCCGACAAAAGUAUAUGUAAUAAUUUAAGGCGAACAGAAUAUAUGCAAUUUUUCAUAUUUUCUGUUUGGACAAUACACAGGUUCCAUGUAGGAUCAUAUUUCAUUCAGAGAAAAAAUACAAGCCAUCAUGAUAACACAUACGCGCAAUAGGCCAAACAAUGGAUUGAAAGCAACGAAAAAACUUUUUUCUCAACUUGCCCUCACUAUGAGAUUUUAUGUUACCUAAUUCAUGAAUCCCCCCAGCUUUCCCGGAUUUUUUUCUGAUAAACAGGAAGUAUAUUAAUAUUACGCGGAAUUGAAAGAAUACAUGAAAUUGAAAAUAUAUAGCUUUGCCUUUAAAACUACGAAAAUCUAAUUUAAUUUUUAACCCAAAAUUGAGUAUACAUUAACAAAAUAAACCUUGCGUUACAUGCAUUUUGCUCAUAAAUGACAAUAUUGUUUUAUUUUCCUUACAAGCGUUCUCGUUAUAUUAAUCUAUUCCGUCCAGCACAAAUCAGUUCUGCUGCACUCGUCCGUUCGUAAACAGUUCGCCCGCAACAAACACUUCGUUCUCAAACAGUUCGUUCCCAAACAGUUCACUCUUAAUCAGUUCGCUCUCAAACAGUUCGUUCCCAGACAGUUCACUCUUAAUCAGUUCGUU
Molecule: messenger RNA, 10654 nt
Organism: Toxorhynchites rutilus septentrionalis
Lineage: Eukaryota; Metazoa; Arthropoda; Insecta; Diptera; Culicidae
Exons: 9
Coding region: 82-6681 (2199 amino acids)
Biological process (GO): regulation of transcription by RNA polymerase II; DNA integration
Cellular component (GO): nucleus
Molecular function (GO): DNA-binding transcription factor activity, RNA polymerase II-specific; zinc ion binding; RNA polymerase II transcription regulatory region sequence-specific DNA binding
Source: RefSeq, a predicted model, not a curated record